AUGGAGGAUACGCCGCCACGUACCUUUCCCCUCGGGGAUCGAGACGACAAUAAAGCAGCAGUUGGAGUCGGUCCUGGAGCCGGAGCAGGAGCAGGAGCUGGUGCAGAAGCAGCAGCUGGUCAUGGCGGUGGUCAUGAGGCUGGUCCUGGAGUGGGUUAUGGCUUCGCCGCUGGAGCUGGAGAUGAGCAGGCGUGCCAGCCUGCUCAGCAAUACGUACCUCCCAAUAUCCAUACUGAUGCUUUGUAA
This is a messenger RNA of Penicillium cosmopolitanum, 246 nucleotides long. RefSeq lists its product as uncharacterized. NCBI's taxonomy places the organism in Eukaryota, Fungi, Ascomycota, Eurotiomycetes, Eurotiales, Aspergillaceae. Bases 1 to 246 code for a protein of 81 amino acids. The record is from RefSeq and is a predicted model, not a curated record. The transcript has a single exon.